Xiphophorus maculatus (southern platyfish) is the source of this 5265-nucleotide messenger RNA. RefSeq names its product ring finger protein 220 (gene rnf220a). The coding region runs from base 1069 to 3114 and encodes 681 amino acids. The transcript is spliced from 16 exons. The record is from RefSeq and is a predicted model, not a curated record. Gene Ontology annotation, biological process: protein ubiquitination. Lineage: Eukaryota; Metazoa; Chordata; Actinopteri; Cyprinodontiformes; Poeciliidae. Gene Ontology annotation, molecular function: metal ion binding; ubiquitin protein ligase activity.
CUCCGCAGCAGCAGCACCGCCACCCUCCCCUCACACCACUGCCUGCCACCGUUUCUGCGAUCCAGCGCUCUCUCUCGCCGGCUCCUCCGCUCCUUUCCUCACUGGUCGUCCCUCUCUGUGCGCGAUCGUGCCAUUGAUGCCCACUUUACAGCGUGUCUGUGGUGGAAAGUCAGCCUCUCUCUCUCGCUCUAAGUCCCUUACUCUCCCUCGUCCUGCUCUCCGGUUGCGCUGUGGCAAACUAACAAACAAGAGGAGGUGUUAACUACUUAUUUUUUCUUUUUCUUUUUUUUUUUUUUCUUUUUUUCUGGCUCUUUCCCCUCCACCCCACCUCUCCAACAACAAAAAACAACAACAACUCGCCUCCACGUUAUCUCCCGGUUGCGGCUGCGUAUUCGUCCAGAAAGGGUCGGUGCCGCGCCGAUGAUACUCCCAACUCCGCAGAAAAGUUUUCGGUUUGUUUAGAGGAUAAUAAAAAAAAAAAAAAGAAAAAAAACGAAAGAAGGGGGGAAAGAAGAAAACGCCGGAAACCAAGCAGCCGUCUUCAGUAGAAGCGGAUUCUCGCCACGGAGAGGGAGUUCUUCCUUUGAUGCUGGAUGGUAGUCGGCGAAGCUUUGAAGCUCAACCAGAGCAGCUCACUGCACCACUCGAUGCUGUGUGAGAUGCUGACUGCCAGAAGAUGAGGAACCAGCUUUGACAAUCCACAGAUAUCCUCCCUUUUUGGACCAUUUGACUUCAACAUCACAUCCAGCAUCUGCAAGCGAGGGAAGAUUUUACCUGCUCUUGCUCCGGAAGACAACCUCCAAAACUGACUGGUCCAGUGGCAGUGGCUUUUACCUGAAUGAUCUGAGCCAAAUCAUCCCCUUGUGAAUUUGGUUGCCGAAACAGUAGAUGAUUUGAGUUUCUUGAGAGACUUUCUCCAAAGACAAAAUCAUUUCAGUAAACAUCCUAGUCUCCUGAUUCCUAUCAGACUCAUUGCAAGGGCUACUGAGUAUUGUCUUUAGCUUCCCUAAGGAGGAAUAUUUUCCUCCUCCUCCUAAAAUCCUUACAACGUCCUUCAACCGCCCAGACAUGGACCUCCACCGGGCAGCCUUCAAGAUGGAGAGCUCCUCCUAUCUGCCAAACCCUCUUGCUUCUCCAGCCCUCAUGGUGUUGGCCUCUACUGCUGAAGCUUCCCGUGAUGCUUCGAUUCCGUGCCAGCAGCCUCGCCCCUUUGGCGUCCCGGUCUCUGUUGAAAAGGAUGUCCAUUUGCCAUUCAACAAUGGUUCGUACACCUUUGCAUCAAUGUAUCACCGUCAAGGCGCGGUCCCUCCAGGAUUUCCCAACAGGGACUUUCCUCCGUCCCUCCUCCACCUUCAUCAUCAGUUCGCCCCGCCCAACCUGGACUGCUCGCCCAUCAGCAUGCUGAACCACAGCGGUGUGGGCGCCUUCAGGCCUUUUGCCUCACCUCCGGAAGAUCGGGAUGGGGCACCGGGCGGUUAUCAAUCUGCGUUCACCCCGGCAAAGCGCCUCAAGGGCUGCCUGGAUGCGGAAGCUUCACCCCACCUGCGUUACUCUGAUGCCGAGGGGAAAGAGUAUGACUUUGGCGGCACCCAGAUCCCUCAGGGAGGCUCGCCCAGUAGCGCCUUGAAAGCAGUUGAGGACAGCGGGAAAAAGAUCUUCGCCGUGUCCGGCCUCCUGUCAGACCGAGAGACUUCCUCCAGCCCAGAGGACCGCAUUGAACGCUGUAAAAAGAAGAUGUCUCUAUAUGACAGCCAGGCUCCCAUUUGUCCAAUUUGCCAAGUGCUGCUGAGGCCCGGAGAGCUACAGGAGCACAUGGAAACCGAAAUAGAGAGACUAGCCACAAUCUGCCUCAGUAAGAACCCCUCGUCCAAGGAUGGCGUAGCCACUCCGGGAACUCCCAAGUCGAUGCUUUUGUCAGUGCACAUCAAGAGAGAGGGAGAGUCUCCGGUGGUGUCACCCCUGUCAUCUGAAGAUGCCCACCACUCCGACAGAUAUCAGACAUUUUUACGAGUUCGGGCAAACAGGCAAACGAGAUUGAAUGCUCGUAUAGGCAAGAUGAAGAGGAGGAAGCCUGAGGAGGGGGGGCAGGUAUGUCCGCUGUGCAGCGCCCCAUUGGCUGGGAGCGAGGAGGAGAUGAGUAGACAUGUGGAACAAUGCCUGAUCCAGCGCGAGGGGGCUCUGGCCGACGAAGACUCCGCAGACAUGGACGGCGAGAACGGGCGGGGCUUCGACGAGUACGAAUGGGCGGGGCAGAAAAGGAUCAGAGCUACGGCCUUACUGGAGGGAGGCUUCAGAGGAACUGGAUUCGCCACAUGCAGUAUCAAGGAGAGCGCGGCGGACAGUGACGCUGACCUUGACGUGGACGGAGACGACACGUUGGAGUACGGGAAGGCCCAGUACACUGAGGCCGACAUCAUCCCCUGCUCCGGAGCCGGGGAGGACCAAGGAGAAGCCCGGGAGAGGGAGGCGCUACGAGGAGCUGUGCUCAACGGCGGGAUGCCUUCCAACAGAAUAACGCCCGAGUUCUCCAAGUGGGCAAACGAUGAGAUGCCUUCAACGAGCAACGGGGAGAGCAGCAAGACAGACCCCAGCACUCCUUCAUCAUCAUCCUCCUCCUCCUCAAAUGCUCCACGUACCUGUAAAAACAGCGAGAUCGAAAAGGUGACAGAGGAAGAAUCAACAGCUACCACUAUGGAGGCUCUGAAGGCCCGAAUCCGAGAGUUGGAGAAGCAGAUCCUUCGGGGAGACCGGUACAAGUGUCUCAUCUGCAUGAGAAAGCCUGCUCUCAAGCCAGGCGCAGAGAUCAAGAGCAUAGGGGUGUGGUCGGGCUCCCGGCCACUGGCCAACGAGGUUGGAGAGAGGCAACCUAAGUCCCUCCCCCUCGGCCUGUACUGCCUGUACAGGGGCCUUGUGAUUGGGGGCUACAGCAGCAGCAUAAAGAGGCUCCUCCCACAACCCCUACGGAGGGACUCGUACACGAUGCCUCUGACGUCCAUCCAGUGUUGGCACGUCCAUUGUGAAGAGUGCUGGCUCAGGACUCUGGGGAACAAGAAGCUGUGCCCGCAGUGCAAUACCAUCACCUCACCUGGAGACCUGAGGCGUGUCUACUUGUAAAGAGCACAACGGCUGCCUCUUUCAUUUCCUUCACCUUGGAUUCUCCCUUUGCCCCAUCGUCACCUUUAGCUUUCUCCUGUGGACUGUUCGCCCCAUACCUCCGAGAGCAUUUAGAGACAAGACAGCAGUCUUUGAGACUCCACUGGCUCUUUUGGGAGGCUAACACUCUGUUGAAGAAGUGACGUAUAGACACUCUCGUUGACUGUCCGAUCGUCCAUUUGCAGAAAGAAAAGAAAAUACGGUGACCCGAAGUCCCAGAUGCUUAACAAAUAGGUUCCCCUGAAGGACUUUGUCAGCGGAGAACCCUUAACCCCACCCAUAAAGAAAAGUCCUGCUGACUCCUGGUAGCUUCACGCUGCUGGGGAUGAACUCCUCGUUCCUGCGCUUCUUUAAAAUUUGACUCCAGCUUGGACAGCAGGAUCAUCGUUGAUGACUUGACAGAACGCUUCUUUGAAUUAUUUUAUUUUUUUUAUUUUUUUCCUGAAAAAGCAAACUCUUCCCUCACAGAACUUUUGCUUAAGUGUUUGGGGGAAAAGACUGGACCAGCCACCAAGAUUGAGCUUUCAACCAGAGAAUACCCCUCCGAACCUUUCCACAAAGAAGUUUGACGCUCCCUGUCCUCCACUUCUUCUUUUCCCGAAACUCUUCUUUUCUUUUUCCCUUUUUGUGGUGUUCCAGUGAAGUAAACCAAAAUUUGCCCCCCUCCAAAAAGCAGUGCAAGCACAUGUAAUAUAGUUCUAUGUAAGUUUACAAUGUUGGGUGUAAAUGACAUGGAGAUCUCAUACUCACUUGUACACGCGAACACUCACAUUGCCAUCAGAAGACACACACCGAAGUAUACAUUUAAAAUCCUUUUUUUUUUUGUUUCCUUUUUUUUUUUUUUUUGAGUCAAAAGUCAGUUUGGGAAUAAUGUGUGUGUGAGGGGAAAAAAUGGCUGGAAUAAAAAGCCUCUGUAUUUUUGAAAAGAAAAAAAAAAAAGAUCAUUUUAAGGUCUGUUGAAGUUUUAUUUGAUUGUACAGGAAUAAAAAGAAGAUAAUAAGAAUAAUAAACUACUCAAGACUAGAUUGUCAAGAUUUUAGGUGGUGUAGUUUUUCUGCAGGUUACCCUGGAAAACUAGAUCAGAACAUAAAGCCAGGACAAAUGUUAGUUCUGUUGAGUGGAGAGAUUCCUAUCGCCCGAGCCUUCAUGAAACCCUGCAGAGCAGCCCAAAUGUUCUUUGAUGUUUUUAGCAUAGCUUGUUCUUUUUCGCCAGCCAUUUCUUCUUCGUUUCUGUUGGGGUUAUGCCAUGAUCAGAUCAUAGUCAGCAGACACUUAUUUUUUUUUACCCCUACUUGUCUCCAAAAACAGUUAUUUUUCCUAGUAUUCCCAUAAUGCUGUGCUGCAUAAAAAGAUCCCAAGAAGCAAGUCCAAAGGGCUUUUUGUUUUCUUUUUUCUUUUUUUCCCCCUCUAAGCAGUAACAAAUGAGUAAAGGCUCUUUAAAGGAAAGAUGCCCAAGGCUACACUGGCAAUCUCCACCAACCCAGAGCAUUUUCCCCUUUUCCCUUUACCGCAGCAGCAUCAGCAGCCAAGAUGGUGGUGUGCUUUGUGUUUGUAAAACUAUGUAAUCUGUGAUGUCUGUAUUGUUGUAAGAAAUAUUGGGAAAAAAAGAAAAAUAAAACUUCUCAAAUAUCACGAGUUAACUUCCUCACACAGGAUGAAAGGUGAAGAAAAGUUGGAAGAAAAAAAAACCCUGGCAGAUACGGCUUUAAUGCAAAGGCGCCCACAAUUUCUAUCCUUUUAAAGCCUUUUUAUGCCACAGCUUCAAAGCUCUCCUGCUCCGUCAUAGUUAUCUAAGAACCAAAUGUUUGGAAUCCGCGCUAUGGGUCACUUAUAGAACAAGAAAAUUCUGUCUUUGUCACCUCGAAUGUAGCUUUUUCAUUAGAUAUACCUAAUUCUACAGUUAGCUUGACAGUGGCAGGUGAAAUACUUUUGAGCAAGAUUUGUAACUUUACCCCAUUACUUUAGAACAAGUCCAUCGGACUUUGCCUCCUCUUAUAAACUACAAGAAAUUUGCGUCAGUUCCCGUUUCUGUCUUGUACGUUCAUGGAAAUGGUACGUGUCUUUCCCAUUUGUAAGAUACAACUGACAUGGAUUAAAUACCUAAAUAUCAAA